UUCCUCCGAACUACUCGCUCCUUUCGGUCUAAACCUCAUUAGUCAUUACCUCUCUGUCUCUCACAUUAAACAGAUCCUCACAACCCUUAAAAAAAAAAACCAGUUCUUCUUCUUUUUUCUUUUUUUCAUUUUUUGUUAAUUAUUUUUUUUUUCGCUCUAAAAGAAUUCCAUUUCUUAAUGAACAAACCCUCCAGCACCAUCUCUUCUUCUUCUCCUCCUCCUUCUUCUUCUUCUUCUUCUUCUUCUCUGUUGGGAUCGUUUAGCAUCUAAGUUUUCACAGUGAAUUUGAAUGAUGGAUGUUGCUGAGCUUGAAGAAAAUCUUUUUGCAGCAAGUGAUGCCAAGUUACAUGGAGAAAUGUGCAGGACUCUUUCUGCAAUAUAUUGUAAAAUAUUGACAAUAUUUCCUUCUCUAGAAGCAGCUAAGCCUAGGAGCAAAUCUGGAAUACAGGCAUUAUGUUCACUGCAUGUAGCUUUAGAGAAGUCGAAGAAUGUUCUUCAGCACUGCUCAGAGUGUAGUAAACUUUACCUGGCAAUAACUGGCGACGCCGUACUUCAAAAAUUUGAAAAGGCUAAGUCUGCACUUGUUGACAGUCUUAAACUGGUGGAAGAUAUUGUUCCUCAAUCUAUUGGGUGUCAGGUUGAGAAAAUUGUGGAUGAACUUGCAAGUACGGUUUUUGCAAUUGACCCCUCAGAAAAACAAGUUGGCGACGAUUUAAUUGCAUUGCUUCAGCAGGGAAAGAAGCUUGACAACUCUAAUGACAGUAGUGAACUUGAAUGUUUUCAUCAGGCUGCUACUAGACUUGGAAUUACAUCUUCAAGAGCAGCUCUUACUGAACGAAGAGCUCUCAAAAAACUCAUCGAAAGGGCUCGGGCUGAGGAAGACAAGCGGAAGGAAUCAAUUAUUGCAUAUCUUUUACACCUCAUGAGGAAAUAUUCUAAGUUGUUUAGAAGUGAGUUCUCAGAUGAUAAUGAUUCUCAGGGCUCCCAACCCUGUUCACCUACUGUUAAUGGAUAUGUUGAGGAUGGUGUUCAGACUCAAGCGUUUGAUAGAGUGUUUUCAAAACUUAGUUCCAUUAACUUAAAGCCGAAUAAUAGAAAAUCAGGCCCGAUGCCCCUUCCCCCUGAAGAGUUGAGGUGUCCGAUAUCUCUGCAACUCAUGAGUGAUCCUGUUAUAAUUGCUUCGGGUCAAACAUACGAAAGGGCUUGUAUAGAAAAAUGGUUCAGUGAUGGGCAUAACACCUGCCCAAAGACUCAACAGAAACUUCCACAUCUUUUAUUGACUCCUAAUUACAAUGUCAAGAAUCUUGUGGCUAGUUGGUGCGCACAGAAUGGAAUUCCUAUUCCUGAAGGCCCUCCCGAAUCUCUUGAUUUUAACUAUUGGAGAUUGGCUUUAUCAGAUACCGAUUCCACAAAUUCAAAAUCUGUUAACAGUGUAAAUUCUUGCAAGUUGAAAGGUGUGAAAGUGGUUCCAGUAGAAGAGAGCAGCAUGUCAGAGCAAACUGGCGUAGCUGGAGCUGAAAGUGUGUCUACACAAGAGGACGAUAAUGAACAGUAUCUUAGUUUUCUGAAAGUCUUAACAGAAGGGAACGAUUUACAGGGGAAGUGUAAGGUUGUACAAAGGUUAAGGAUGUUGCUAAGGGAUGAUGAGGACGCCAGGACAUUUAUGGGUGCUAAUGGAUUUGUUGAAGCACUUAUGCAGUUUCUCCAAUCAGCUUUGCAUGAAGGAAAUGCAAUGGAUCAAGAAAAUGGAGCUAUGGCCCUGUUCAACCUUGCUGUGAACAAUGACAGAAACAAGGAAAUGAUGAUAUCAGCCGGAGUCUUAUCCUUGUUGGACGAAAUGAUCUAUAAACCUACUUGCUAUGGCUGUGCAACUGCCCUCUAUCUAAAUCUCUCUUGCCUUGAAGAAGUCAAGCCUAUGAUUGGUUCGGGUCAGGCUGUCCCAUUCCUAGUCAAGAUUCUUAAAUCCAGCUCUGAUGUUCAAUGCAAGCUAGAUUCGCUCCACACACUCUAUAAUCUUUCUACCGUACCCACCAACAUUCCAUACCUCCUUUCAUCUGGAAUCAUUGUUGGCUUGCAAUCCCAGCUUGUAGGCCAGGGUGAUAGUGUGUGGACCGAAAAAUGCAUAGCUGUAUUGAUAAAUUUGGCGGUUUCUCAACUGGGUAGAGAGGAAAUGGUGUCAUCUCCAGCAAUCAUAAGCACAUUGGCAUCGAUACUCGACACUGGUGAGCUCCUAGAGCAAGAGCAAGCCGUCGCAUGUCUCCUAAUUUUGUGUAACCGGAGCAAGAAAUGUUGCGAGAUGGUCCUUCAAGAAGGGGUCAUCCCUGCCUUGGUCUCAAUAUCGGUGAAUGGGACGUCAAGAGGCAGAGAAAAAUCACGGCAAGAAGAGCAUUCCCCGACCAAGCCACAAGGCCGACCAGAAACCAGCAAUUCAUCUAUGCCUAAGCCUGAGAUGAAACCACUAUGCAAAUCUACAUCUAGGAGAAAGGUGGGGAAGGCUUUAAGCUUUCUGUGGAAAAGCAAGAGCUAUUCUGUUUACCAGUGUUAGGUCUCAAUGCAAAUCUUUCGAUGCUUAGCUUCUACUAGCCCUGGUUUUUAUCCUAAGCUCAAGUCCUGUUCCAUUGGGUGCUCCGGCUGGUUUUUCCAACGCGUAGAGAUGUACAUGCAUGUGUAAUUUUGUGGAUUCUGUUAAUUCUUCAGUUUCUUUCCUCAUUGUAAUAUCAGUCAAUUCUUAGUAUUAGAUAUUUAUUUAAUUUUUGGUAAUAUAUAAUAGGUGUUCCACGUUUUAAAUUUACUUUUGAAAGGUCCAGUUAGAAACACACAGAAAUGUUUCUCUAUCUUAUUUAAUAGUUGGAUAUUAUUAGCCUUUUCAAACCACAGCUGCCAGCGUUUAGAUUGCCGUUGUCAGCUACUGGACCGUUGCUGGAAAGU
This is a messenger RNA of Arachis ipaensis, 2928 nucleotides long. Lineage: Eukaryota; Viridiplantae; Streptophyta; Magnoliopsida; Fabales; Fabaceae. The record is from RefSeq and is a predicted model, not a curated record.